CCCCUGUAGUGGAGCCCCGGGGGUCUGGUGGCAGGAUGGCCGAGGCUGGGGGACCGGAGUCCGCGGCGAGGAGUCUGGAAGAGUCGUCAGACAGCGACCCGGAGCAGGAGCACGGCUCCCCGCAGAAACUCAUCCGCAAAGUGUCGACGUCGGGUCAGAUCCGAAGCAAGACUAUCCUGAAGGAAGGGCAGCUCAUGAAACAGACCACCUCUUUCCAGCGCUGGAAGAGACGUUACUUUAAACUGCGAGGGAGGACGCUGUACUACGCUCAGACCGCCAAGUCUAUCAUCUUCGACGAGGUGGAUCUGACGGAUGCAAGCGUAGCUGAGUCCAGCACCAAGAACGUCAACAACAGCUUCACGGUGAUAACUCCUUGUAGGAGGGUGAUCCUGUGCGCUGACAACAGGAAGGAGAUGGAGGAGUGGAUGGCAGCCCUGCGCAGCGUCCAAAACCGAGAGCACAUGGAGUCUACCCAGUACAGCAUGGAUCAUUUCAGUGGGAUGCAUAACUGGUACGCGUGUUCCCAUGCCCGACCCACCUACUGCAACGUGUGCAGAGAAGCUCUGUCUGGGGUGACGUCCCACGGCCUGUCAUGUGAAGUGUGUAAGUUCAAGGUCCAUAAGCGCUGUGCUGUGCGCGCGACCAACAACUGUAAAUGGACCACGCUGGCCUCCGUAGGGACGGACAUCAUAGAGGACGAGGAAGGGGUGUCCAUGCCCCACCAGUGGCUGGAGGGGAACCUUCCGGUCAGCGCCAAAUGUUCCGUCUGCGAGAAGACCUGCGGCAGCGUGCUCAGACUGCACGACUGGAAGUGUCUCUGGUGCAAGGCCAUGGUUCACUCUAGCUGUAAGGAGCAGCUGUCCAUCAAGUGUCCGCUGGGUCAGUGUAAGGUGUCCGUUAUCCCCCCCACCGCCCUCAACUCCAUCGACUCUGAUGGGUUCUGGAAGGCGUCCUGCCCCCCGUCCUGCACCUCCCCCCUGCUGGUGUGCGUGAACUCUAAGAGCGGGGACAACCAGGGCGUGAAGUUCCUCCGGCGCUUCAAACAGCUGCUCAACCCGGCACAGGUGUUCGACCUGAUGAACGGAGGACCGCACCUAGGGCUGCGGUUGUUCCAGAGGUUCGAUACCUUCCGUAUCCUUGUGUGUGGGGGAGACGGCAGUGUAGGCUGGGUCCUCUCAGAGAUAGACACACUGUCUCUACACACACAGUGCCAGCUGGGGGUCCUGCCCCUGGGCACGGGGAACGACCUGGCCCGGGUGCUGGGCUGGGGGGCGGCCUGCGACGACGACGCUCAGUUGCCCCAGAUCCUGGAGAAACUGGAGAGGGCCAGCACCAAGAUGCUAGACAGAUGGAGUAUUAUGGUCUAUGAGACCAAGUUUCCACGGCAACACUCCUCCUCUACCAUCACUGACGACUACAGCGACACAGAGGUGCAGCAGAUCCUGACCUAUGAAGACUCGGUAGCGGCUCACCUGUCCAAGAUCCUCACCUCGGACCAGCACUCUGUCGUCAUCUCCUCCGCCAAGGUUCUGUGUGAGACGGUGAAGGACUUUGUGGCUCGUGUGGGGAAGGCCUACGAGAAGAACACAGAGAGAUCUGAAGAGUCCGAUGCCAUGGCCAAGAAGUGCGGCGUUCUGAAGGAGAAGCUGGACUCUCUCCUGAAGACGCUGAACGAAGAGUCCCAGGCCUCCAGUGUGGUCCCCGUCGCGCCCCCGCCUCCUUCCCCCCCCCCCACCAUCGCAGAGGAGCAGGAGGAGGAGGAGGAGGGGGUGCUCCACCCCCCCCGGCCCACCCCUCCUCCCCCUGCCUGCUCCCCUCGAUGUAGCUCCGCCCCCCCGGCAGCCAUCUUUAAACCCAGAGAGCAGCUGAUGCUCCGAGCCAACAGCCUGAAGAAGGCCAUCAGGCAGAUUAUAGAGCACACGGAGAGAGCGGUGGAUGAGCAGAACGCUCAGACCCAGAAGGUGUUUUCCCUGGGCGGAGCUCCGGAUGAGGAAGAGGAGGAGGAGGUGGAGGAAGACAGAGUGUCUCUCCAGUCGCAUCACAACAGUUCUGCUUACCCCCACGGACGCACAGUCAGCAAAACCCCCUGUGAGAAGCUCAUAAUGAAGGGCGCGCUCUGUCUGGGCAGCUCUGCAUCCCUUCCUGCCCAGACAGUAAGCAGGGACCAUAUGCUUAACACAAAGAUCCUGUACCCAAGUCUGAGAGCGGGCGUGUCUGGCUCCCUCUCCAGCAGCUCUGUCAUAAGUCGUCUGCUGGUAAACGCCGACCCAUUCAGCUGUCACCAUGACAACAUGGACUGCUAUACAGAGAAGUGUGUGAUGAACAACUACUUUGGCAUCGGCCUUGACGCCAAAAUCUCUCUGGACUUUAACAACAAGAGAGACGAACACCCGGAGAAAUGCAGGAGUCGCACUAAGAACAUGAUGUGGUACGGAGUCUUGGGCACCAAGGAGCUUCUCCACCGAACCUACAAGAACCUGGAGCAGAGAGUACUUCUAGAGUGUGACAGCAGGCCCAUCCCGCUCCCCAGCCUGCAGGGUAUUGCGGUCCUCAACAUCCCAUCCUACGCUGGAGGGACCAACUUCUGGGGAGGAACCAAGGAGGACGACACGUUCUCCGCUCCGUCGUUUGAUGAUAAGAUCCUCGAGGUGGUGGCCGUGUUCGGGAGCAUGCAGAUGGCCGUGUCGCGGGUCAUCAACCUGCAGCACCACCGCAUAGCUCAGUGUCGUCAGGUGAAGAUCACCAUCCUAGGAGAUGAGUGCGUACCUGUGCAGGUGGAUGGGGAGGCGUGGCUUCAGCCUCCGGGCUUCAUCAGGAUCGUCCACAAGAACCGCACCCAGACCCUCACCAGAGACAGGGCAUUUGAAAGUACUCUGAAGUCUUGGGAGGAUAAACAGCGGUGUGAGUUCCCCGUCACCCCUCCUCCCCCACUCUCCCCCCCCCACCCUGAGGUGCUCUCUGACGAGCAGCUCGCUCACAUCAGCCAGUUUGGACAGGCUGCCGGAGCGCUAAUCCACAGCAUCCGGGAGAUAGCCCAGUUCCACCACGUCAUGGAGCAGGAGCUCGCCCACGCGGUCAACGCAAGCGCCAAGACCAUGGACAUCGUCUACGCCAACAAGAGCUCAUCGACGCUGAGCUGUGGAGCCGUCCUCCAGAUGGUCAGCAAUGUGAAGGCUCUGCACAGUGAGACAGAACUCCUGCUGUCUGGAAACAUGUCCAUGCAGUUGGAGCAGCAUCAGGCGGACCAGCUGAACGCUGCUCUGAGUUCUGUUGGGCUGCAGCUCCGCCGUCUGUCUGACAUCGCCUGGCUGGCCCCCCUCAUAGAACCUUCAGAACACGAGGAGGUUCUCGCUGGUUUCUCAGGCAGGAGGUCCUUGGGUUCUAAGUUCCGCCUCGUCCCAAAGUUCAAGAAGGAGAAGUACAACAAGAACCGAGAGGCCUGCACGUCUCUCUCUCUCUCAUUACCAGUGGAGCGGUGGGGAACCCUGGAGGUGGGGGCGUGGCUGGAGAGGCUCUGCCUGCAGGAGUAUAAAGAGAUCUUCAUCAGACACGACGUCCAAGGAGCAGAACUCCUCCUGCUGGAGAGGAGAGACCUGAAGGAUCUGGGUGUGACCAAGGUGGGCCACAUGAAGCGGAUCCUGCAGGGCAUCAGAGAGUUGACCCGGAGCAGCACCGAUGUCUAGGACCCCCCCAGGUUCACCUCCCCCCUCUUCUGCUGCUGCCGGUGACCCCUCCCCUGACCUCCGACCUGUGAACCAGCGCCGCCCCACACCGGAACCCCGACGGGACCAAUCACAUGAUCCGCUAGUGCCUUCACCUCACACGUCCUGACCAACCAGCAUCCAGGGUCGGGACUGAGACGGGCCCACCAGGGGAGUCUUAUGGGACUAUUAUGGGAUGGACAGAGUAACCCUUUAAUGGCUGGAUAGGCAGGAAACAAGACCCCAGGGUUUUCUACCGAAUAUUUAUUUUCUAAAUGCUGAGCUUGUGAUGUGUUGUCAUGAAGACGGGGAUCGAGUUCUGCAACAGCAAUAACACCUCUCCCUCUCCCUCUACCUCUACCUCUCUCUCUCACUCACACCCAUUCUCACUCGCUCUCUCUUUCUAUCUCUCUCCCUCUCUGUCUCUCUCUCUACUUCUCUCUCAUUCUUUCAACCUCUCCCUUUCUACAUCCAUCUCAAGUCAGUCACCAGACCGUUUAGACUUCCAGAUCUCUCUUGAUUUGAGUUAGGAAAACUAGUUCUAAAACGACAGUCUCAAUAGGUUUUAGAACGAGUCUUCUGAUUGUUGAUCUCUCCUUUUUAUUGGUUACAUUCGCUCCAUGCUGUCUCUGUGCUGCUCUGUACAUGCGCCCCCUGGUGGAAUGUAAAUAUAACAACAUGCUGUAAUAAAGUUUAA
This is a messenger RNA of Gadus chalcogrammus (walleye pollock), 4398 nucleotides long. RefSeq names its product diacylglycerol kinase delta-like. The coding region runs from base 36 to 3683 and encodes 1215 amino acids. Lineage: Eukaryota; Metazoa; Chordata; Actinopteri; Gadiformes; Gadidae. Gene Ontology annotation, molecular function: ATP-dependent diacylglycerol kinase activity; protein binding. The transcript has 32 exons. The record is from RefSeq and is a predicted model, not a curated record. Gene Ontology annotation, biological process: diacylglycerol metabolic process; intracellular signal transduction; lipid phosphorylation.